Molecule: messenger RNA, 1624 nt
Organism: Nothoprocta perdicaria
Lineage: Eukaryota; Metazoa; Chordata; Aves; Tinamiformes; Tinamidae
Gene: SLC18A2
Product: solute carrier family 18 member A2
Exons: 15
Coding region: 1-1557 (518 amino acids)
Biological process (GO): transmembrane transport; aminergic neurotransmitter loading into synaptic vesicle; xenobiotic transport
Cellular component (GO): synaptic vesicle membrane; terminal bouton
Molecular function (GO): serotonin:sodium:chloride symporter activity; xenobiotic transmembrane transporter activity
Source: RefSeq, a predicted model, not a curated record
AUGGCCCGCGGGGAGCUCGCGCUCCUGCGCUGGCUGCGGGACGGCCGCCAGUCCAGGAAGCUCAUCCUGCUCAUCGUCUUCAUCGCGCUGCUCCUCGACAACAUGCUGCUCACCGUGGUCGUGCCAAUAAUUCCCAGUUACCUUUACAGCCUCAAACAUGAGAAAAAUGCCACCGAAAUCCAGACCASUAAGCCUAAUGUAGUUCCCACAACAGUGGACAAUUUCCGGAGUAUCUUUUCCUAUUACGACAACUCAUCCAUGUUUACUGGAAAUGAAUCUGAUAAGAUCAGGCCAGCAGAGCGUACCCAGACAGAACAAAUGAUAGUGAACGUGACAACCUCACCGUCCGAUUGUCCGAAGGAAGAUAAGGACCUGCUGAAUGAAAAUGUGCAAGUUGGGCUGUUGUUUGCCUCAAAAGCAACAGUUCAGCUCAUCACGAAUCCUUUCAUAGGGCCACUGACAAACAGAAUAGGCUACCAGAUUCCACUGUUUGCUGGCUUCUGCAUCAUGUUUGUGUCAACAAUCAUGUUUGCUUUCUCAGGCAGCUACACAUUACUGUUUAUUGCAAGGUCCCUUCAAGGAGUGGGUUCUUCUUGUUCUUCAGUGGCAGGUAUGGGUAUGCUUGCCAGUGUUUAUACUGACGAUGAAGAGAGAGGCAACGCGAUGGGAAUUGCACUAGGAGGUCUUGCUAUGGGAGUAUUAGUGGGCCCCCCUUUUGGGAGCAUCAUGUAUGAGUUCGUGGGGAAGAGCUCUCCUUUCCUGGUGCUGGCUGCGCUCGCGCUCUUYGAUGGAGCUGUUCAAUUACUCGUGUUACAGCCAGCCCGAGCCCAAGCAGAAAGCCAGAAAGGGACACCGUUACUGACGCUCUUGAAGGACCCCUACAUUCUUAUUGCAGCAGGGUCAAUCUGUUUUGCAAAUAUGGCAAUUGCUAUGCUUGAACCAGCAUUACCCAUCUGGAUGAUGGAAACCAUGUGCUCAAGAAAGUGGCAACUUGGUGUGGCUUUUCUUCCGGCUAGUAUCUCUUAUCUUAUUGGGACUAAUAUUUUUGGGAUCCUUGCACACAAAAUGGGAAGGUGGCUUUGUGCUUUACUUGGGAUGAUAAUCGUGGGAAUAAGUAUUUUAUGUGUACCAUUUGCUAGAAACAUUUAUGGACUCAUAGCACCCAAUUUUGGAGUUGGAUUCGCCAUUGGAAUGGUGGACUCUUCCAUGAUGCCCAUCAUGGGCUAUCUGGUAGAUCUGCGGCAUGUGUCCGUCUACGGGAGCGUGUACGCGAUAGCGGAUGUGGCCUUUUGCAUGGGGUUCGCGCUUGGUCCCUCUGCUGGUGGUGCCAUUGCAAAAGCAAUUGGAUUUCCAUGGCUCAUGACAAUUAUAGGAAUCGUGGAUAUCCUUUUUGCUCCUCUGUGCUUUUUCCUUCGAAGUCCAUCUGCCAAAGAAGAGAAAAUGGCAAUACUCAUGGAUCACAACUGCCCUGUUAAAACAAAAAUGUAUACUCAGAACAACACCCAGUCCUAUCCCAUAGGUGAUGAUGAAGAAUACGAAAGUGAUGAAUACCAUUAAAAGCCAUAUCAAGUAUUCUGGUGUACAAAAUGCAGUGUUUCAUGUGGACCAUCUCAUCCAGAAAUGU